This is a messenger RNA of Ilyonectria robusta, 1535 nucleotides long. RefSeq lists its product as uncharacterized. NCBI's taxonomy places the organism in Eukaryota, Fungi, Ascomycota, Sordariomycetes, Hypocreales, Nectriaceae. The coding region runs from base 159 to 1415 and encodes 418 amino acids. The transcript has a single exon. The record is from RefSeq and is a predicted model, not a curated record.
CCAUACUCUCUCAUCACCAUACUCUCUCAUCAACAUACUCUCAUCACCACACUCUCUCAUCACCAUCUCUCAUAGUCAGCUUGCCCAACAAGGCAGCAGCAACCAAGAAUCAAACCUCGCUUCCAUCAGAUACGAGAUCCAACUUCUCCGACUUCAUCAUGGCUGGCCCUCUCACCCACCUCCAGCUCAUCCCGGCUGACACCAUCACCGCGCUGUACGACAGCGACACCGAUACGCUCUACCUCAAUGCUGCAGGUGAACACAUGGACAUCACCCGAGACAUCGGCUUUAAGCGCCUGCCAUUCGCCGGGGGCCUGCUCUUUGAUCUGAAAGGCUGGGUCGGCCCCAUCAUCCUCGGCGAAUCGCCCUACUCUGCCACGUCCAGCUUCAACAUCAAGCUCCCCAGCCCCGUGACCCCGUCAAACACCGUGGUCGUCAACACCGAGAACAAGAAGGGGUGGGUUGUGCCCAUUCAGCCGCUCCUCAAGGACGGUCCCCAGGACGGUCCCCAGGAGACGCAGGCCGCUGUUGAGACUAAGGCAGCUCCCAGCGACAUCCCCGAGGUCAAGACUGUCGCCGGCAACCCUGAGAUCGUCACCGGACUUGGGCAGCACUUCACUAUCAAGCAGGCUGACUCUAUCAAGAGCCAAGGCGCAGGAAUUAACAUCUCCUUUGACAAGAACUACGUCGCCCUAGACGACGCCAGCAUCACAGACGGCAAAAUCGAGUGGAAGUUCACCUCUCACCAGGUCGGCGCCACCGAGGUUGUCGUCACCAUCGGCCAGUCCGACCCCAUCUGGAUUCAGAGCAUAAUCUACCAGGUGAGCAUCGCGCCGCCCAACUCGGACACCAAGAUUAAGCCUCUGGCCUCCUUCUCCGUCGCCCCGGCCAACGGCUCCUCGAACGGCUCCAAAGUCCCUACUCCCAAGAACAGCAUCCCCCUUUCGUGGGACGGCUUCGUCAAUUCCGGCUACAACCUCAUCAAGAACCAGUACCCCGAGGCCAAGCUCUACGUGAUUGAAGCCAAGUCUGCGACGGGCGAGCCGGUGGAAACCGAGUGGGGUCUGGUAAAGAACCGCAUCAUCGCCAAGAUCGACGACAAGAAGACGGCAGUCAUCACGUCCAUCGGCUGGGGCUCUUUCGGUCCCGUCGAGGUCAUCCAGGCUACCUUUGUCGGCAAUGACGUCCUUGAUUGGCCUCUGUCCUUGGAGAUCCAUGAGGCCUUUGCCAUCCUCCGGAAGGGAGGGUACGAGAAACCUGUGAGCGAGGUUACGCUGCGCAGCCCCCUGAUCCCUGGUCCCGUCAACCAGGCAUAUUACUUCUUCAAGAUUGGCAACGAGGUUAUUGCCAUUGGCGCGCUUGACAAGCAGAUCCAGAACGCUAGUCCUACGGGGCAUGAGAUUCAGCAGUCUUAGGAGGCUGAGUGUACUUGGAGACGGGCGUGAAAUAAAACCAUCUUCUCUUCUUACUUUUGCUUAUCAGCUUAGAUAAUUAAUCUUAACGAGACAAUUUAAAUUAUCUAGUGGAUGCUGAAC